This is a messenger RNA of Aspergillus sclerotioniger CBS 115572, 6453 nucleotides long. RefSeq names its product putative fatty acid synthase subunit beta. The record is from RefSeq and is a predicted model, not a curated record. The transcript has 4 exons. The coding region runs from base 27 to 6323 and encodes 2098 amino acids. Lineage: Eukaryota; Fungi; Ascomycota; Eurotiomycetes; Eurotiales; Aspergillaceae. Gene Ontology annotation, biological process: long-chain fatty acid biosynthetic process. Gene Ontology annotation, cellular component: fatty acid synthase complex. Gene Ontology annotation, molecular function: [acyl-carrier-protein] S-malonyltransferase activity; enoyl-[acyl-carrier-protein] reductase (NADH) activity; fatty acid synthase activity.
CCACUGCAUCGCAUCACUCGGCCGCAAUGUCCAUGCGUCCAUCGGUCUCGGGAUGCUGUCGGACACGGCGGGCGAGAUCUCGCUGCAGCGGUCCGAGCCCCGAAGUGCCGGCUCAUCAGCCCCGAGGCAUCAUGUAUAUACCACGCUGCACCACGAGGAUGCUGCAAUCACCAUCAGCCAUGUCGACGCAUCCUUCCACGCCAUCUUAUGUCGAUCUCGGCUCGCCUCCUAGUAAGGUAGACGAUGAGAUCGACGGUGUACCAUUUUCCAUUGCAUUCAACGCGCUGAAUUAUGCCAUUCGCGUGCCUGUGCAGAUUCAAGUGGCCCUUGAGAAUCGGAAACACCAAUUCCUCGAAUCGCUAGCUGCCAACUCCCCCUCAUCCACAGCUACCCUGCUGCUGAGCUUUCUUCAACACCUGGUCAACGCGGAUACAGACUCUGAAACCGUCCGAUGUCUCCUCCAAGCAUUCAGUCGCGACUUUCUCUCCUCAACUGAUAUCCACAGCCUCGUCGCAGCCCUACCUGAGCCAUUACUCACAAAGAAGCACUUACUGCGCGCCUUCUAUGCUGCCAACCAUCAUGCCGCAUGGUCACCCUCAGUGCCACGCAGUGCCUUGCUAGGCGAUGCCGAACGAGGCCUCCGUCUCGUCGCCGUCUUCGGCGGUCAAGGAGCCUCCAACCCGCGCUGUGUCCAGGAACUUCAGGACCUAUACACCAUCUACGCACCUCUGCUCACGCCCCUCAUCGACGUCCUCGACCGUGAACUGACCCACCUGUGUCGUCACCCAGACACGGCUGCCUUCUAUCACGGCCGCAGCAUCCAACUCCGUAUUUGGCUGGACCAUCCAGACUCCGUGCCCGAUCCGGAAUACAUCCAGACCGCUGCGGUGAGCUUCCCUAUUAUCGGAGCCAUUGGCCUCGCUCAUUUCGCCAUUACCUGCCGCGUUUUGGACCAAACCCCCGGCCAGGUGCGGUCGCUCCUCCACGGGGUGACGGGCCACUCGCAAGGAAUCGUCGUUGCGGCGGGUAUUGCCCGCUCGGACUCGUGGGCUUCCUUCUAUGAAAAUGCUCAGCUGGUGGUCCGAACGCUGUUCUGGCUGGGGUAUGAGAGCCAGCAGGCUCCAACAGCUCGGGAAGCGGUGUCUGCGACUCUGGUGGAGGAGUGUCGUGCUCAUGGAGAAGGGAUUCCGUCGACGAUGCUGCAUAUUGGUGGUCUGUCCAAGGAACAAGUCGUCCAGAUCGUCGACCAGAAUAAUCGUGAACUGGCCGCCCACCGUCAGGUAUACCUGGCGUUGUCCAACACACGCGAGAGCUUCGUUGUAGCGGGUCCACCGCGCGCCCUCGUCGGUGUCCAUCGUCGACUGCGCCAGCUCAAAGCUGAUCCCGCACGCGACCAGUCGCGCAUCCCCUUUGAUCAACGGAAACCUGUCGUAAACCAUCAGUUUCUCCCUAUUUCUGCACCAUUCCAUACGCCGUACCUGCAGCAGACCGCACAGGCAGUCAAGAAGCGAUUAUCGGACUCGUGCUUUCAGGCAACAGAGCUUCGAUCCCCGGUGUAUCACACUCGUGAUGGAUCCAUGCUGGAGGGAGACAUCGAUGUCAUUUCCUCAGUAGUGGAUGCCGUCCUCACUGACCCCGUUGACUGGUCUAUCACCGUCCAAUUCCCCAGUGGUACAUGCGCCCUGGCCUUCGGGAAAGGCGUCGCAGACAUGCUAGCACGAAACCUCGAAGGUCGCGGAGUCGGCAUCAUCGACAGCACACAGCUCACCCCAGGAAAGGCUGCAUCCGGGGCAAGACCAGACAUAUUCGCGGGCCAUCUCUCUCGCUCGCUUGUCCCACCCAGCUGGGAGGAAGAAUUCCGUGCCCGGUUGAUCCAAGCCAAGACGGGCGAAGUGCGAAUCGUCACCAAACUGACCGCUGUGCUGGGAGCCCCGCCAGUGAUUGUAGCGGGCAUGACCCCUACGACAGUCCCGUGGGACUUUGUCGCUGCCAUCAUGAACGCGGGAUAUCAUGCUGAGCUGGCGGGGGGCGGGUACUAUAAUGCAGAGAGCAUGGAACAAGCCAUCACCACUUUGGCUGCUAAUGUCCCUCCCGGCCGGGGCAUCACAUGCAAUCUCAUCUAUGCCAGUCCAAAGGCCCUGGGGUGGCAGAUUGCCCUCCUCCGACGCCUGGCCCAGCCAGGUCCUUCCCCCGUCGAGGGCCUCACCAUCGGGGCCGGAAUCCCAAGCCCGGCGGUGGCCUCGGAGUACAUCACCACCCUCGGCUUGCGGCAUAUUACGUUCAAGCCUGGCUCGGAGACAGCAAUCGAUCAAGUACUGGAGAUCGCCAAAGCGCAUGCUGACUUUCCCAUCAUCAUCCAAUGGACGGGAGGGCGCGCAGGAGGCCACCACUCUUUUGAAGACUUUCAUGGACCAAUUCUGCGCAAGUACGGCGCCAUCCGGGCGUGCACGAAUGUCAUCCUCAUCGGAGGGGGUGGUUUCGGCGAGGCCCAGCAGGUGUAUCCGUAUCUGAGCGGGUCCUGGUCGGUUCCGCAUGGAUACGCACCGAUGCCCUUUGAUGGGAUCCUUCUAGGCAGUCGGGUGAUGGUGGCUCAAGAAGCCCACACAUCGUCCCAAGCCAAACAGCUCAUCUGUGCUGCUCCCGGGGUGGAAGCUGAUUCUCAAUGGACGCAAAGCUACGUCCGUCCCGCAGGAGGUGUAGUCACUGUGCAGUCGGAAAUGGGCCAGCCUAUCCACAAGCUCGCCACGAGGGGAGUCCUCUUCUGGAAGGAGAUGGACGAGCAGAUCUUCUCUCUGCCCCGCGAGAAACAGCUUGGCGCGAUCCAAAAACGCAAGAAGCAUAUCAUUCAGCGUUUGAAUGCAGAUUACUUCCGACCCUGGUUUGGAAAAAAGGCUACCGGGGAGCCGGUCGAGCUGGAGGAAAUGACCUAUCAGGAGGUUCUGGAGCGGUUGGUGGAUGUGAUGUAUCUCCGUGGCCAAGCACGAUGGGUUCAUCCGUCUUACACUCGUCUGGUGAUUGAUGUGGCGAUGCGAACCCUGGAGCGACUUCGCCAACCACCCGUAGACGGAGUGCCCACGCCGGAAACACUGUCCCGCGAUCCUCAAAGCUUCGUGGCUGAUCUCCGCCAUGUUGUCCCUCAAGCGGGCUCCGUCUUGCUACAUCCCGAAGAUAAGUCGUGGUUCCUGCAACGCUGUCGAGUCCCGGGACAAAAGCCCGUCAACUUCAUCCCGGUUCUCGACCAAGAUUUCGCGGUCUGGUUCAAGAAAGACUCCCUGUGGCAGUCCGAGGAUGUAGAUGCGGUCCCUGAUGAAGACGCUGACCGUGUCUGCAUCUUGCAUGGUCCGGUGGCUGCUCGGUAUGCCCACCGCAUCGAUGAGCCUGUUAAGGAAAUCCUCGACGGCAUGACAAUCCCCCUGGCAGAAAUGAUAGAAGCAGAGUUCUACGGAGAGACUCCCAUCCCAUGGGCGAACGAGCUCGAGACAGCCAGUGUGGACCACCACCGCCUCCGAAAUGCCCUCCAUGUGGUCGAAAUGGACCCAGGAGUAUUCACAUACCAGCCCUUGCCAGGAAAGAAACUCCCGGCUGCAGACCAAUGGCUGGAAUUUCUCGCCCACGAGACCAGUGGAUGGAUGCGCGCGAUUGUAUCUAGCCAGGACCUUCGCCGCGGUCCAGGACGACGUACAAACUGGCUGCGCGGCUGUCUCGUCCUCACAUGGAACACGGUGAUCACCAUUAACCAGUCACAGUCAUCACUGCUAGUCACUUGCGAUGAAGACGGCGGCACAUACCCCGUGGUAUCCAUGACCAGCACCGACGGCAUUCAAAUACUCGUGCAGGUAUACCAUCGAUCUCCCCGAAGUACUACCCCGAUCCCUCUCGAGCUGCAGUUCCUCUACAAUCCCGAGGGAGGUACCCUGAGCGAAGUCCAAGACCAACACGACAGUCGUGUUCAGUCCUUCUACCACAAGCUAUGGCUGGGGGAGAAUCCCCCGAGUCUCGGCACCAACGGCACAUACUAUAAUGGUCAGAAGAUCCUCACGGCUGAUCUUCGAGACGAGUGGGUAUCUGUUAUCGGCUUGUCCUAUUCCAAUCAGCGAGAUCUAUCAGCUGAAGGAAACUGCAUCCCCAUUCACGCCGCUAUGGUUCCCGCCUGGGAGGCCCUAGUAGCACCGCUAGUGACUCCCCACCACGAGGGCGAUUUGCUCAAACUGGUACAUUUGUCGAACAGCUUCCAGCUCGAGCCUGGAGAGUCCUCCCUGCAAAUCGGAGACGUAGUGGAGGUCUCCGCCUCAGUGCAGGCCGUCGUGGUGGAUGAACGAGGGAAGGAAAUCCAGGUUGUGGCCCAGCUGCAGCGAGAGGGCCGCCUGGCGAUGACCAUCACGUCUGCGUUCUUCAUUCGAGGUACUUUCACCGACACCCACGAGUGUUUCAGAACUACCGAAGAGCCAGAGAUCCUUCUGCACAAGACCACACCCGUCGACGAUGCCAUCCUCAGAGACCGGCCCUGGUUCCACGUUGACGAUUCCGAUUCCGCCUCUCUGAUCGGAGAAACUCUCUCCUUUCAACUGCACACCCAUGAACGCUGGACAAAGGGCAGCCAAACUCGCCGCAAUAUUCAGACAAUCGGGGAAGUCUACAAACUUGGCCCUCGCGCUGGCACACGCGUCCGGGUCGGUGAAGUCCGAUUCCAGAGUCCAUCCACCCCGGGCAACCCAGUCCUUGAUUUCUUGACGCGAAAAGGACAGAAAGCCCUCGUUCGUCAAGAGCUCGCUCAACCCGGUUGGCCUGGUCCGAUAAGUUCCCAAACCGUGCAAAUGCCCGCCAGCAGCGAACGGUAUAGCCAAAUCUCUACCGAUAGCAAUCCUAUCCACACCGCACCCACAUUUGUCCAGAUUGCUCAACUCCCUGGCACCAUCGUCCACGGCAUGUACACCUCGGCUGUGGCCAGCAGCGUGCUCGAGCAUCUGAUCGAUGGGUGCGACCCGCGACGACUGCGGCGUUGGUCUGUCCGAUUUGUCGGAAUGGUCCGCCAGAGCGACAAGGUCACAGUCCGGUGUCGCCACAUCGCCAUGAUUGAGGGUCGAAUGGUGCUAGACAUCCAGGCCUUCCGACAGGGCGACGACAGCGAAGAGGAAGAAAAGGUCCUCGACGGCGAGGCCGAGAUCGAGCAGCCUCCCACAGCGUAUGUAUUCACCGGACAAGGUAGCCAAUCGCCCAACAUGGGAAUGGACAUCUACCGGUCUAGCCCAGUGGCCCGGCAAAUUUGGGACGAGAUGGACGAGUAUUUCCGAGACAAUUACGGCUUCUCCAUCCUGCAAAUCGUCCAAGACAACCCCAAAGAACUCACCAUCCACUUCGGAGGUCCCCACGGCCGACGCAUCCGCGAAAGAUACCAAGCCAUGCGCGUCGACAGCAUCUCCCCAGACGGCCAACCGAUCAGCAAACCAGUCCUCCCCGGCCUGACCUCCACAACCCGCUCACAUACCUUCCGCGAGCCCCGAGGCCUAAUCUACUCCACCCAAUUCGCCCAACCAGCCAUCACCAUUCUCGAAAAGGCCAUCUUCGAAGAUAUGCGCGCCCGCGGACUCAUCCAAGAAGGGGCGCCGUUUGCAGGCCAUUCCCUCGGCGAGUACGGCGCCCUAGCUUCAAUCGCGGAGUUCAUGCCCUUCCCGUCAUUCAUGGACGUGGUGUUUUAUCGCGGUUUGGCUAUGCAAUUGGCCAUGGAGCGUGAUGAGGCCGGUAUGACGGAAUACUCUAUGGUGGCGGUGAAUCCUAGACGAGUUGGGCCGGCAAUCACCGAAUCAUCCAUCCGUCGCAUCAUCUCCAUGAUCGCAAAGCAAAGUAACCGACUCCUCGAAAUCGUUAACCUGAAUGUCUCGGGCGAGCAGUACGUCUGUGCAGGACACCUCCGCAACAUCCACGCCCUAACCACCGUCCUCAAUGAACUUUCCCACCUCCCAACUGACCCCUCACACCUCCCCACUGGCUCUGACUCCACCCUCCUAAACAUAAUAACCCAAGCCCUCACCACCGCCGAAACCAUCCCCAAACCCAUCCCAUUACUCCGAGGCAUAGCAACCAUCCCUCUAGUCGGGAUCGAUGUCCCGUUCCACUCGUCCAUGUUAAGGGACGGCGUGCCCGGGUAUCGACGUUUCCUGCAGGCGAAGGUGCGCGAAGAAGAUGUGCAGCCUGAUGUUUUGGAGAAGGGGUAUAUACCGAAUGUCACGGGCAGGAGGUUUCGGUUGGAGAGGGGGUAUGUAAAGGAGGUGGGGGAGUUGACGGGGAGUGAGGUUUUGAAGAAGUGGGAGGGGAAGAUGUGUUGAGUUGUAAUUUGUGAGUGAAAUGGUAUGAUAUGAUGUGUAUGUAUUGAUUGUUGAGCGUUGCUUUGAGGGUUAUAUGUUGUUUUGUGUUGUGUGAGAAUGGAAUGUGAUUUUGAGUAUUGUCUGUCUUUGG